This is a messenger RNA of Tribolium castaneum (red flour beetle), 3574 nucleotides long. Its product is annotated as guanine nucleotide-binding protein G(s) subunit alpha. Gene Ontology annotation, molecular function: GTP binding; GTPase activity; G-protein beta/gamma-subunit complex binding. Gene Ontology annotation, biological process: adenylate cyclase-activating dopamine receptor signaling pathway; sensory perception of chemical stimulus. The coding region runs from base 499 to 1641 and encodes 380 amino acids. The record is from RefSeq and is a predicted model, not a curated record. Gene Ontology annotation, cellular component: heterotrimeric G-protein complex. The transcript is spliced from 6 exons. Lineage: Eukaryota; Metazoa; Arthropoda; Insecta; Coleoptera; Tenebrionidae.
GGCGCCGCUCUCCAAGGCCGUCCAGAACGCGAGUCAGUCGGUGUCGUCGUCGGCGGACAUGUUAAAUUCGGCCGUCAACUCUCAGACGACGUCCCCAAAGUGCUGAAAGCAGUGCAUCGUGAGUGCGGUGUUGCCCUUUGAGCGUCGGUGUCGUCGGCAGACGGCGGAGGCGGUGUCGGUGCUGGUGGCGGGCCGCGGCCAUCGGGUCCUCCAAGGGUGGUGUACAAGUGCACCGAGCCGGAGUCUAGCGCGUCGUCGCCGUCGUCUAUUUUGGUGCGCGCCGCGGCGGCUGGAUGUAGUGGGGCCACCCGUCCUAGUAAAAAUAGCACCGUGAUGGCGGGCCCCCGCUGGUGACGGGGCCGGGGGCCGUGGGCCGCGAUGAUCGGGUGCUGAGCGCGAGCGCGGCGGGCGAGGACAGCCACGGUGGCGUCGGGUCCAGAGUGCGGCCCCGUGGCCGCCGACAAGGGGGCUGAUUGCUGGUGGUCCCCUCUGGCGGCCAUGGGCUGCUUCGGCAACAGGGACGCCGCCGCCGCCUCCUCGGAGGACAUCAGGAGUCAGAAGAGGAUCAACGACCACAUCAACAGACAACUCGCCAAGGAGAAGCAGGUCUACAGGGCCACGCACAGGCUGCUCCUCCUGGGGGCGGGCGAGUCCGGCAAGUCCACCAUCGUCAAGCAGAUGCGGAUUCUGCACGUCAACGGCUUCAGCGAGAGGGAAAAGAAGCAGAAGAUUGAAGACAUCAAGAAGAAUAUCAGAGAUGCCAUUAUUACAAUAACGGGAGCGAUGUCGACUUUGUCUCCUCAGGUGCAAUUAGAAAAGCCAGAGAAUCAAGCCCGAGUGGACUGGAUUCAGGAUUGCGCGACUGGUCCCGACUUCGAUUACCCACCAGAGUUUUAUGAACACACAGAGGCUCUCUGGAAAGACAAAGGUGUACAGGCUACGUACGAUAGAAGUAACGAAUAUCAAUUGAUAGAUUGUGCGAAGUACUUCCUUGAUCAAGUGAGUGUAAUCAAACAACCCAAUUACACUCCAACAGAGCAGGACAUCCUGCGCUGCCGUGUACUUACCAGCGGCAUAUUCGAAACGCUCUUCCAGGUUGACAAAGUCAACUUUCACAUGUUCGAUGUCGGUGGCCAAAGGGACGAAAGACGAAAAUGGAUCCAAUGUUUCAAUGACGUCACGGCGAUUAUCUUCGUCACGGCGUGUAGCUCGUAUAACAUGGUUCUGAGGGAGGAUCCCACCCAAAAUAGGCUAAAAGAAAGCCUUGAACUGUUCAAAUCCAUAUGGAACAACAGGUGGUUGCGUACCAUUUCCGUCAUACUUUUUCUCAACAAGCAGGAUCUGCUCGCGGAAAAAAUCCUUGCAGGAAAAAGCAAACUGGAGGAAUACUUUGAAGACUUUGCGCGCUAUCAGCCGCCACAGGAAGUCGCGAACGACGCAAACGAACAUCCUGAAGUUUUUCGCGCCAAGUACUUCAUCCGAGACGAGUUCCUGCGUAUAAGUACAGCCUCUGGUGAAGGCAAGCACUAUUGUUAUCCUCACUUUACUUGUGCCGUUGAUACGGAGAAUAUCAAGAGAGUGUUUAACGACUGCCGUGAUAUCAUUCAGCGUAUGCACCUCCGCCAGUAUGAACUCUUAUAACCGCCCACCUCAUUUUUUAGUCUGUUGUUUUGUCUCCAACGCUUUCUUACUAACAAAAGUCGAUUCCAUGAUGAUUACGUUUGUCAACUAACACACACACACAUACACAAACUGUAGGACCAACUGAGACAACGCAAAUUUCAUUUUUUCGUACUAUAUAGUGUCGUCAGUAACAAACCAACCAAGUUGAAAAUUUGGCAAACGUAACACGUUCUCUGUCAGUCGCAUGCAUUUCAUUUGUUUUUGACAAUUUUUUAUCGUUUUUAGACACGCGAGUAUCAUGAUAAAAGUACAAAUCACUGAAGUUUCAGUCAAUUUGCCAUAAUCUCUUCUUUUGUUCGAGUUUUAUGAUUUCUCAUGGACCCAUAUGUGUUUGUCAUGAACAUCAUUGUGAUAUCAAAUUAGUGGUUAUAGAUCAUAUAAAAUAGCAAAUAAGUUAUUGAUUUACCGAUUUUUCGUUUUACGUUGAGUGGGGGCGUCCCCGAAACAAGCCAACUUGAUUUUGACGUUUACGGGGGGCGGUCGCUAUGGUGCUCUCUUUCAUUUUUUACUGUAGAGGCGCCCCCGCGAUCGGUGAAUAUGUUCAUGGAUUCUAUUCAUAUUUUUGGAAUUGUGAUAAUCUAAACUUUUUAUACACUUAUCAAUGAAUUGUUUGUAAAAAAGUCGAAUUUCGUGUGCAAUCUCAUUUAACAAGUCAAGGAUCGCAGUUAACAAUCAUUAUUUGUAAUGAUAUAUUUUUAUAUGUUAACCUUAAAGUGUUGUAUUUAUUUUUAUUAUUCGUUGAGAUUAGUGCUAGUGCAAUAAGUUUAGUUGAUGAUUUUGGCACAAGUGUUGUGCGUCUGCUCAAUUCAAAGAAUUCGUACUUAAGGACGUGUCCGGGCGUUUUUGAGUUGAGUGGAGCCAGGUUUAGUUGUUGGUUUUACUAAUCUACUACAGAUAGUGUAAGCGAUGGAGACUUUUAAUUUUUACAAUCUGUAGAUGCACAAAGAAGAGUGUGAAUCUAGCUAUAUGUCCAUGAAACCAUCUUGUAAAAUAAGGUACGGAACUAGUGUAAUACAUCACUAUAGAUCAGUGUGUUUCGUCUCUCGUUCUGAUUGGUUUCUUAUCGGUUUUAGUUUACCUUAUUUGUGAGUUCGGUUCGGCGGGAUUAUCACUCUGAUAAAUUCAUGCUUUUAUUAGUUCGGUAGUGACUAAUUAAUAAUAAAAUAUAUAUGUGCCGCUAGUCUAAUAAACGGAACAAUGAAAUUGCGUUUGUUCAUUUGUUUUUUAUUUUGGCGAGUUGCACUGUUCCAGUUUAAAAAGUUUACUGAAUGUUAUAUUUGUUAAUAAAUUAUAAAUAUUUAUAUCUGUAAAAGUGAGUUUGUGGUCAAGUCGUAGAAACGUUUCUUUUCUUUACUCAAAAAACUUUUACCGGCCAGAAUAUUCGAUGUCAUUGAAUGUAUAGAAGAUAAAAAAGUUUUACUUCUUGACUAUAUACACACUCUAAGAUUCGGCUGACUGUAUUAUAUCAGCAUAUUGCUCGUCCGUCGUCACUUCUCAUAGAAUCUCCUAAGUUUAAAGAAAAAAAAACAUUUUUUGUUGUCAAUAUGCCGAUACCAUACAUGAACCUGUUCUUCCUGACUCCUGGUGACUCAGAGUGACCUCGUGGUCGGGCUAUUGCACAACUGCAGUAAAAGCAAUUUUGUCUAGGUAUAUGGGAAGAAAAGCAGCGAGCGUGUGUGUGAAUGUCUGUGCGCGCGCAAAUGUGUGUGUGAAUUCAUCGUUGUGAGCUGAUCUAAGCAGUAUUCUUUUGUUUUAUUUGUUUAUUGUUUUGCCAAUAUUGUAUAUGUGAACACAAUGUGAGAUUCAAAGCAUGCGCUGUUUGGUGAAAACUGCCUGUAAUGAAUCUUGUAUCUAUAAAUAUAUAAAUAAAUGAAUAAAAUAUGAAAUUAUA